CUAGUGUUUAUCUCUCUUUUCUCAAUUCUGUGAAAUUUGGUUUUUAAUUUGCUAGAGCUGUUUCUUCUUUCAAGCUCUUUCGAUUGGGAUCCGAAUUGGCGUUUUACGAACGUUGGUUUGGUUGUUACUUGCUAAACAACACACAGCUUUAUCCUUAACACUAUAGUUCUCUUGCGAUUUAAAUUAUCCACGCUUGCAUUUCUUCUUCAAUUUUAACUGUAUGGGACUCGCUUCGAUCUUAAAACGCAGAAAAAAAGGUCAAUUCGAGUCUGUCUCUAUAGUUUCUAGAGAUUUAAUCAGCAGUUUGCCAGAUGAGAUUCUUGCCAAAAUACUGUCUUCACUUCCCACAAAAGUUGCUGCUUCCACAUCGGUUCUGUCCAAGAGUUGGAGGAAUUUGCUACCUCUUGUAGACAGCCUAAACUUUGAUGACUCAAUCUUUCUUUACCCCGAAAGAGACGACGAAGAAGCAAGGUGUGUCUUGUUCUCUGAUUUCGUUGACAAAACAGUUGCUCUGUUAAGCACAUGUCCCAUCAAGAGUUUCUCUGUGAAUGGCCGCUAUGAAAAGCCUCGUGUUAACGGUUGGAUUCGCACCGCGAUGCAACGCGGUUUAUCGGAACUACACUUGCGGUGUCGGCAUCAGAUAGAUAGAGAUGCAGAUUUUUUUUUCUGGAGCAAGACAUUGGUUAAGCUCACACUUUCCAAUGGAUGUCGUAUUAAAUAUGUUCCUACGAAGAAGGGUUUUGUAAUUUUCCCAUCGCUCAAAUCGCUUUCUCUCGGCGAUGUUGCAAUUUGUCAUGCUCAUUUUGAUAAUCUCAUGGCUUCGUGCCCGGGGCUGGAAGAAGUGUUCAUACGUAAUGGAGAUGGCCAGCCAUUCCCGCCAAGUUGGACUGGACUUGUGUCAGGUGAUUUCAUGAAGCGGCUUGUAAUUUAUUCCCAUGUUCCCAAGUAUACAAAUUUUUACAAAAAAGAAGAGGUUUGGCUCGAUACUGUGGAUGUCGGAUUCACACACUCAAGUAUUUUUGUUAAGUGA
Arabidopsis lyrata subsp. lyrata is the source of this 1030-nucleotide messenger RNA. Its product is annotated as F-box/LRR-repeat protein At5g35995-like. The transcript is spliced from 2 exons. NCBI's taxonomy places the organism in Eukaryota, Viridiplantae, Streptophyta, Magnoliopsida, Brassicales, Brassicaceae. The record is from RefSeq and is a predicted model, not a curated record. Gene Ontology annotation, molecular function: protein binding. The coding region runs from base 221 to 1030 and encodes 269 amino acids.